Molecule: messenger RNA, 3123 nt
Organism: Oryzias latipes (Japanese medaka)
Lineage: Eukaryota; Metazoa; Chordata; Actinopteri; Beloniformes; Adrianichthyidae
Product: protein-glutamine gamma-glutamyltransferase 5
Biological process (GO): peptide cross-linking
Cellular component (GO): mitochondrion
Molecular function (GO): protein-glutamine gamma-glutamyltransferase activity
Source: RefSeq, a predicted model, not a curated record
CAGAAUAGGAGUGACUGUCAGGCAUUUGGAAUCGAGGAUGAUGCAACGGAUAGUUUGAGUCUUUAUCUUGUCAGAAAUCAUCUCAGCUAUGCCCCAGAGCGCGUGGGCCUCUGGGUGUGUUGUCGCACACUUGUGCACGUUGGAGGUGCAGCUGCAUGCAUGUGUGUCUGUCUGUCCAAUGAGAUCAGAACAAACAGACUCUGAAAGAGACUGAGCUGUCCCCAGCAAAGGCGGGCUUCCACCUUGGUUCUCUUCUUCUGAGGAAGGUGUUUUCUUUGAGCGCCCGGCCUUCCAAACACCCACAGUGAGGUGUUUCAGCUGGAAGGAAGGUGGGGCUCACCCUUCAGCUGCAGCUCCUGCAACAUGCAACAGGCACCCGGCAGCAUCAGCAGCGGCCCUAACAGCCGACUGAAGUUGGUGAACUUCGAGAACCAUGACAACCACAUUUCCCAUCAGACCCAGGGGCUAAGCAGCGACUACCUGGUGGUGCGGCGCGGGAAGCCCUUCAAAGUCACCCUGAUGUUUGACAGCCCGGCGUGGAACCACCCCACCCACAGGCUGGUGCUGGAGGCCCGAUUAGGUGAUCUGUCGGUGAGGAUUCCAGUUCUCUCCCCCAGAACAGCUUUUGACCCUCUGCGCUGGUCAGCAACCGUCUACCCAGGAGACCUGCAUCCUCUGUCGGUCACCGUCCACAUCUGCUCGCCGGUUCUGUCCUCUGUGGCUCUGUACGAGCUCCACCUGAACGUCGAGACGCCUCAGAGAAGACUGACCUACGAAGCGGGGAAGUUUGUUCUGCUGUGCAACCCCUGGCUGAAAGAAGAUCCGGUGUACAUGCCGCAGGACGUCCUGCUAGAGGAGUACGUCCAGAGUGACUAUGGAGUGGUAUACAUGGGCACGGAAACCAAUGUCGUUGGGAGACCCUGGUCGUUUGGUCAGUAUGAACCAGGGGUCCUGGAGGCCUGCCUGAAGCUUCUGCAGGUCAGCCCUCAGCACCUGAGUGACGGUGAGAAGGACUACAUGGCCCGAGCAGAUCCCGUCUACCUCAGCAGGGUGGUCUGUGCCAUGGUGAACUGCAACGACGACUUAGGCAUUCUGCAAGGAAAGUGGCAAGGCAGCUACGAGGACGGGAAGAAGCCGACGGACUGGAGCGGCAGCGCGGACAUCCUGCAGCAGUGGCUCUCAUCAAACUGCAAACCUGUGAAAUACGGACAGUGCUGGGUCUUUGGAGCCGUCCUCUGCUCAGUGAUGCGGGUUCUGGGGGUUCCCUCCAGGCUGGUGACGGUUUUCAAUGCCGCCCAUGACACCAAUGGAAACAUCAAGGUGGAGGAGGUCUACUCCACCUGUGGGGAGAAGCUAAACCUGUCUAAGGACAGCAUUUGGAACUUCCACGUGUGGGUGGAGUGCUGGAUGAGGAGGGACGACCUCAGCCCAGAGUUUAACGGCUGGCAGGUGGUGGACCCAACGCCCCAGGAGACCAGCGCAGGGAUGUACCGCUGCGGUCCCUGCCCGGUCGCCGCCAUCCUACAGCGCCGCCUCAGAACUCCGUAUGACGGCCCCUUCCUCUGUGCCUCCGUCGACGCCGAUGUCAUCCGGCUGGUCGUACGGAACGAGCAGGUGGUGGGGAGGAUGGUGGAACCAGACAUCGUGGGCCGGCUGAUCUGCACCAAAAGCGUCGGUUUGGACCGCCCAGAAAAUCUGACGUGGACGUAUAAGCAAACGAGAAGCGAACAGCAAGCGGGCUUUCCUAGCAGCAGUCAAAUGAGCAGGAUUCAACCGCGAGUUCAACUCAGCGGCUCAGCAGAAAGCAGAACAGGGGGACCGGCCCCCACCCUGCAGGUGUCCCUGACCAUCGAUGAGAUGCCAGCCCUGGGCGAGGACAUUCGCAUGACCGUGACGGUUUCCAACCGCUCCGGCAGCCCCCGGGCCCUGCUGGAGCACAUCAGCGCUCAGCUGAAGGAGUACGACAGCAGCCCGCUGAAGAGCUUCUGGGUGUUCCACGGCGAGGUCCUCAUCCCGCCGUUUGAAGCCUUGAGACUCCAUCACUUCAUUUCCUACUCGGACUAUUCCUCCACCGUGGCGGGGGAGGACUUUGUGAAUUUGGCGGUGGUGAUGAAGGACAUGAGGACCAAAGAAAGAUUCCUGGCUGCUCAGGAGUUCAGCAUUCGUGCUCCACAAAUCGCUAUAGAGGUUGAAGGAGGAGACGGCCUCCUGAUGCAGGAGGAGCGCGCCGCCCGCGUGAGCUUCACCAAUCACUUCAGCAAAGCUCUGACCGAGGUGGUUCUGACCGUGGAGGGAUCCGGUUUGCUUUUGGGGAAACGGGACACAAGGGUCGCUGUCCUGGAGCCAGGAAAGACGAUCUGGAAGAAGGUGUCGAUAACGGCGACUUCGCCCGGCACUAAAGUCCUGAUGGCCACGCUGUCGCACGGCGCCGACUCCAUCACUGCUUCCAGGAGUUUCCACAAACUGUCCGUCCUUCCUGCCUGACGAGACGCCAUCAGCCACAUCAGUUUAAUGCCGUCAGAGGACGAGAAGGGAAGAAUAAUAUAUAAAAACAAAAAAAAGGGGUUACCCUUGUUAUAAUUUGCUGAUAAGUCCAUAUUUCCUCAUUUUUUUUGGCCUAACAAAUUGCAACACAUGGAUUUUUUUCAAGGAUGAAAUGACAUUUAAUAUAGUAAAAUAAAUGCGGACCUGUGUGUGAAGACUAAAGGAAAACUUGUGAGCAUCAUUUUUUGUAGAGUUAGUUUGAAUAAUUACAGCAGCAGAUAUCUUAAUAAUAAAAAUGACAAAAAAUGUCACCAAUAAUUCCUACCAGAGGAGACCGACCCAGCUCAGGAAAAGCACUGCUUUUUCUGUCAAAUAUUAGAGGAUAAAAAUAGAAAGUUACAUUGAGAAGAAAGAUGUCUGAGUAUGUCUUUCUAUCUUUCUGAUGAUAAGUCAUAAAUGUUUAAAAUUAUAGUUUAAAGAAUUCAGAUAAUUCUGAGACUUUGCUUUGAAAGUGUCCAGAAAACAAUAAGGAGCUGGACUUGGAUUUGUUGGUUUUAUCAUUUUCAGUGUUAUAAGAAAUUAAAAAAGAAAUGUUUAUAAGAAAAAUUAUGAUGGAAAAAUAACUAUUUUUAAGGUGUU